Molecule: messenger RNA, 1089 nt
Organism: Pocillopora verrucosa
Lineage: Eukaryota; Metazoa; Cnidaria; Anthozoa; Scleractinia; Pocilloporidae
Source: RefSeq, a predicted model, not a curated record
AUGAUUGAACCUCAGCUGAGAAGUGAACAGACAAGUAAUUGGAUUGAGGUGACCAUGCAGAUUGAUAGCGGAUCAGAGGCUAAUUGUUUGAGAAUGGAAGAUUUUGUAAAGAUUCAAAACCGACCAGAUUUGAAGAAAACUCGUGCCAUUUUGAAAGUGUACAAUGAAGAACGUGUGUUUCCCAAAGGUGAAGUCUAUCUUGACAUCCAGAUUGGUGGAAAAAUAACCAGAACAAAAUUCUUAGUGAUUGAUGAUGCUCCAAGUUCACCGUUCUCAGGAAAAACAUAUGAGGAGUUCGAACUCCUGUCUAUUAAAAGAGAAUUACUCGUCGACUCAGUUUCUGACGUGGAAAGGUUGACCAAGGAUGCUAUUUUACGAGAACACAACGAUGUAUUCACUAGGCUGAGGUACAUUGGAAACUACAAGACUGAACUGACAGAAGGAGCAGUACCGAAGCGAGAUGCACCUAGAACCGUAUCCGUCGCACUGAGAGACGAUCUCAAGAAGAAACUUCAUGAAAUAGAGCAGAAAGGCCACAUAGCGAAAGUUGAAGAACCAACAGACUGGAUGAGCAGUGCAGUAUAUGUGAAGAAUCGCAAUGGCCAACUACAUGUUUGCCUGGAUCCCAGAGAAUUGAACAAGCAUGUCAAAAUACCAAAGCUCUGCCUUCCAACUAUCGAUGAUGUGACCUCCAAGCUUGCUAAAGCGCAAAUGUUUACAGUCCUGGACGCUAAAGAUGGGUUUCUGCGAGUGAAGCUAGACAAGGACUCUAGCAAAUUAACAACAUUUCACACUCCUUUUGGUAGACACAAGUGGCGUAGGAUGCCCUUCGGCAUAUGUAGUGCAUCAGAAGAAUUUCAGAGACAUGUAAAUGAGGUCAUUGAGGGCCUAGAAGGAGUUGCUGCUAUAGCUGAUGACCUGUUAGUAACUGGAGCAGGAAACACCCAUCUAGAAGCCUUAGCAGACCAUGACAGAAAUCUGAUUGCGUUGCUACAAAGAUUCAGGGAGCGAAACUUCAAACUGAACAAGGACAAGUUCGUCUUCAAACAAACAGAAGUCGAAGUACUGUGGUCAUAUCUUGACUUCUGA